Molecule: messenger RNA, 648 nt
Organism: Orycteropus afer afer
Lineage: Eukaryota; Metazoa; Chordata; Mammalia; Tubulidentata; Orycteropodidae
Source: RefSeq, a predicted model, not a curated record
AUGACAUUGGAUGAAGACCAUAGUAGCCAAGAAGAUGGAGCUAUCACAAGUGCCUCACAGUUUCUACCAGAUUCUGAAUAUUGGCCCACAAACCCAAUUGAUGAGAAGGUGGCUCUGUUGGUGAAUUUUCUGCUAUUCAAGUAUCAAAAUAGGGACCCGAUCGCAAAAGCCGAGAUGCUGGAUAUUGUCAUCCAAGAGUAUGAGGACCACUUUCCUGAGAUCCUCCUGAAAGCGUCUGAACGCAUAGAGAUGCUGUUUGGCCUUGAUGUGAAAGAAGUCGACCCUCUCAACCAUGGCUACAUCCUCGUCAUUAAACUGGGCCUCACCUAUGAUGGGAAGCUGAGUGACACAGAGGGCAUGCCCAAGACUGGCCUCCUGAUUCUUAUGUUGGGUGUGAUCUUCCUGAAUGGCAACCGCGCCACUGAGGAGGAAGUCUGGCAAGCACUGAAUACAUUGGGUGUAUAUGCUGAGCAGCAUCACCUGAUGUUUGGGGAUCCCAGGAAGCUCGUCACCGAAGACUUGGUGCAGGAAGAGUACCUGGAGUACCGGCCGCUGCCUAACAGCGAUCCUGUGUGUUAUGAAUUUGUGUGGGGUCCGAGGGCCCACGCUGAAAUCAGCAAGAUGGAACUCCUGGAGUUUAUCUGCAGA